Messenger RNA from Terrapene triunguis (Three-toed box turtle), 2647 nucleotides. It is a transcript of the gene CEP78, whose product is annotated as centrosomal protein 78. The record is from RefSeq and is a predicted model, not a curated record. Gene Ontology annotation, molecular function: protein binding. NCBI's taxonomy places the organism in Eukaryota, Metazoa, Chordata, Testudines, Emydidae. Bases 264 to 2579 code for a protein of 771 amino acids. Gene Ontology annotation, cellular component: centrosome. The transcript has 16 exons.
UGGUGGGUCUCUGCCAGUCGUGCAUAUUUGCGACUGAUUUUGAACUUGCAGAUGGCGCUCGCUGUUUGGUUGCAGUGACUUCUUUGAAUCUGGAAUAAAGGCUCCCAGUCUGUUUCCGUUCCUGGCUGGCGCUAGGAGAUCAGGUCAUUCAGAAGUGAAGGGUUGUACAGUUCUGGAGAGGGGCGUACUGUGAGAUCAGAACGAGAGAAAAGCUGGGAUCAGCCUAAGCAGAGUUUAGAGAGAACCUCAGCACGUGAAUAGAAAUGAUUGACUCAGUCAAAAUAAGGAGACAGAGCACCUUGGAUUUUUACUCUCACUAUGAAUUUCUCUGUGCCGUUCAAGGCUCUGUCCCACUAAAAACUGUGACAGCUAAUGUGAAUCAGGGCAUUCUUGAGCUAAAUGCAGAUCGCCUCAAGGCUCCUGACUGGGCACCACUUCUGAAUGCUAUCAGGCAUAAUAAGACUUUGACUUCUAUUGUAAUAAGAAGCUUUCAUCAACAGGGUCUUGGAGAAUCAGGGGCUGACAGACCUAAAACCUACUUUAGAAGACGAAUUCCAGCAAUUCGAUCAAAAGACAUGACUACUCAAUUAUGUAAAGCCAUCAGAGGUUGUCUGAAUAUGUCAAGUGCUCUAAAAAAUUUGGAACUUGAGGGACUGCUUCUAAGAGAGCGAGAUCUAAUAUUUUUAACAAAGGGGUUGGCCAAGACAUCAUCUUUGGAGAGCUUGUCAUUAGCACAUUGUCCAAUUGGAGAUGGAGGAUUGGAAACAAUCUGUCAAAGUGUGAGAAACUCCGCCAACAUCAAAUCUAUAAAUUUUACAGGAUGUAGUUUGACCUGGCGGGGAGCAGAACACUUGGCCAAUGUCUUAAAGCACCAGGCAAUGAAAAGACAUGGUGAAGCUUGGGCUGAAAGUCUACGCUAUAGGAGACCUGAUCUUGACUGCAUGGCAGGUUUGAGGCGUAUCACUCUCAACUGCAAUGCACUUGUUGGUGAUCGAGGGGCUAGAGCCUUUGCAGAAUGUCUUGGAGAGGACCUGUGGCUGAAAGCACUUGACAUGCAGCAGUGUGGAAUUUCCAACGAUGGGGCAAAAUCAUUGUUAGAUGCUUUUCAAACUAAUACAACUCUAGUGAUCUUGGAUGUAAGAAAAAAUCCAUUAAUUGAUCACACUUUGAUGAAAAAACUUAUUGAAAGAGUUCUCAUGAAUGGAAACAGUACCAGUUCAGAGUACAAGUGGCUGACCUCUCCUUCUUCAAAGGAUAUUCUCAAACCUAAAUCAAAAAAAAGAACUAUUGUCCUAGGAAGUGGUCGGAAAGGAAAAGCUACUAUUCGUAUUGGAUUAGCAUCUAAAAAGCCCAUGCAUCCUGGAAAGAGUCCAUCUGAUAAAGAUACCUAUUCACCAAAACCAUUACCACCAGGUGCAUAUGGUUUCCUACCUUGGCGUACUGCAGAGCGUGCAAAGAGGUGCAGGGGAUUCCCAGUGGAUGGUACCCAGGAGUUACCACUGAAGUUCCAGCAGACAGGCAUUCCUGUGAAAGUGACAGUAGAAAGUGCUUCUACAUCUGAAACUGAAGAGACAGAAGGGGCUUUCGGGGACAUUAUGCAUGAUCCUGAUUUGACAAAAUCCCCAGUUAAAACUAAUGUAAGACGAUAUCAGCAAUUACGGACAGAGUUGGAAGAAUGUCUAUUAAAAUUAAAGGAAGAAAGAAGGGCAAGAGUAAAGGCCGAUGAACGGAUAAUGGAGCUGGAAGUUGAAAAUGCCCGAUUAAGGAAUCUAAACUUCUCUCUGUCUGAGGUUCUUCAUGCACAGUCAGUAACCAACAUGAUUCUGGAAGAUGAAGGUGUUCUGGGCAGCAUUGAGACCUCUUUCCAAAAGUUUCAUGCUUUUUUAGACCUUCUUAAAGAUGCUGGACUUGGGCAACUUGCUACAAUAGCUGGGAUAGACCAAUCUGAUUUUGGUUUGUUGGGCCAUCCCCAAAUGAAUUCUACUGUCAGCAAACCUGCUAUUAUACAAAAGGAGAAAUCAUAUGAAGAAGAAAGACAAGAACAAACACAGAAUAGCAAAAAUGUUGGUGAAGACAUCAAAGUUUCUCUUCCAGGCCUCAUCCAUUCUCAGGUCCUUGUGAAUACCUGUGCCAUUCCCAGAGAAAUACAAGAAUUUCAGGUCACUGUUCAACAGCAGCAAGGUUUAUUGGGAGAAACCGAAGCUCAAAUAGAUAAUCAAAGAAAGGAAGAGGAAACAUCCAAAAAUAGCAGGCCAUCAUCCUCUGAGAAGAGCGUCAAAUUAAGUGAACAGACAAAAGGUCAUUCUUCAAAGCAAUCAGCUACUAGUCAGUGUUCAUUCUCUGAUUCCAAUGUAAAUCUGAAGAGUAAGGGUAGCAAAACAUUCAGUGCCACUUCUAGUGAAGACAGCCAAAACUGUUCCUCAAAAAAACACAUCUACAGAACAAAUGAAACUGGAAUUGCAAAUGUUGCAGUCCGAGGAGAUCAAAGUAAACACCAAACAGCAGAUCAUUCUAGAAAUGACACAGAAGGAUUUGAUUCUGAAAUACAAGAAAGUAUCCAUUCCAUGAAAAGCAUUUGAAAUGAGUCUAAAAAGAAAGUUCAGAUUGUUUUCCACAUGUGUAGAAUAAAAAAUGUCCAUAGUUUUUU